This is a messenger RNA of Cavenderia fasciculata, 684 nucleotides long. RefSeq names its product C2 domain-containing protein. Bases 1 to 684 code for a protein of 227 amino acids. Gene Ontology annotation, molecular function: calcium ion binding. The transcript is spliced from 6 exons. The record is from RefSeq and is a predicted model, not a curated record. Lineage: Eukaryota; Evosea; Eumycetozoa; Acytosteliales; Cavenderiaceae.
AUGGAUUAUACUAGUAGUAAAUUGAAUUCCUCAAACCCCUUUCAGGAUCUCAUCACAGACAAGGACAUUAGAAACUUUGAAGACCAAUUAAAAGGUGUCGUUCAAGACAAAGAUAGAGUUAGAUUGAUCAGAACAACUGCAAACUCAUUUGCCUUCAACUCUCAACAAGUUAAAAAGAUGGUUCAAAAUCAACACUAUGGUGAACCCAAAAUUCAAACUGCUAUUCUGUUGUAUCCCAAUGUAGUCGAUAAAGCAAACUUUGACAUAGUUAUUCAAGAAUUCGCCAACGGUUUGGUAAAACCACAAAAAAGUAUUGCAACCAUCUUUAAAGGAACCGAUUCAAAUGGAUUGAGUGACCCAUAUGUAAAGGUUUUUAAAAAAGGAAAAGAUGGAAAGUUAAAGAAAAUUCUAGAGACAAAGCCAAUCGAGAAAACAUUGACUCCAGUAUUCAAAGAGAACUCUUUUCUAUGUACUAUCUUGACUCCAGAAAGUGAUGAGUUGACAUUUGAGAUUUGGGACCAAGACACUUUGAUUGAUGACUUUAUUGGAAGUUGCGUGUUAAAACUGCCAAUCUCUCAUGACCCAUUCAAUUACAACAAAAUACCAGACCUGGAAAUGAAAAACAGAAAGGAUAAGGUUACUGCCAAGCUCCAACUUUUGGUUAAUGACGGUGACAAUCAAUAA